AUGCGAAAAAUCGUCAGCUCCGAAAUCCUUUCGCCUUCCUUGCACCGAUUUCUCCACAAGAAAAGACUACAAGAAGACGAUCAUCUCGUGAGAUAUGUUUACAAUCACGGGCUUGUGAAUAUUAGGGCUGUGGCCCAACACUACUGUGCCAACGUGAUUCGGAGAAUGGUUUUUGGUAAGAGAUUUUUCGGGCUCGGGAUGGAGGACGGGGGCCCGGGAAAAGAGGAAAUCGAGCAUGUUGAGGCAGUGUUUAGUGUUCUGAAAUAUUUAGUGAGAAAGUAUCAAGAUCCUGAGAUUAUGAAGAGAGUGGAUAUGUGGCGAGAAGGGAUUAAGAAGACGGAGGAGGAUAUUCUUGAUGUCUUGAUUAAUCUCAAGGACUCGGAAAACAAUCCCAUAUUGUCCGUUCAAGAGAUAAAGCCCAAAUUAUUGACACAAAUUAGUCGAUUAUCAUCCUUAAACGAAAUAAUGAUAGCUGCAGUUGAUAAUCCGUCAAAUGCAGUGGAGUGGGCUAUUGCAGAGUUUAUUAAUCAACCACGUAUACUCGACAAGGUGCACGAAGAAUUGGAUCGGGUUGUGGUUGGCGGCUAUUUCAUCCCUAAAGGGAGCCAAAUUAUGUUGAGCUGGAUCGGUUUAGGACGCAACCCUAGGGUUUGGAACGACCCUCUCAAAUAUAAACCCGAGCGCCAUAUCAUGAAUGGACGAGAGAAAGAAGUUGUGCUAGUGGAUAACGAACUUAACAUAUUGUCAUUCAGUACUGGAAGACGUGGAUGCCCGGCAGUCGUGCUUGGGUCUACCAUGUCAACAAUGCUUUUAGCUCGACUUCUUCAGGGUUUCAAUUUCAUGACGCCACUUGAUGGGGUGAAAGUCGACCUGGUCGAGUCAGAAGGAGACUUGCAGUUGGCUAAGCCAUUAAUUGCGCGUGCUGAACCUCGGUUAGAACCACACAUUUACUUGGGGAUCGUUUGA
Messenger RNA from Striga asiatica, 966 nucleotides. Lineage: Eukaryota; Viridiplantae; Streptophyta; Magnoliopsida; Lamiales; Orobanchaceae. The record is from the annotation of a GenBank genome assembly.